Schistocerca nitens (vagrant locust) is the source of this 584-nucleotide messenger RNA. RefSeq names its product cytochrome c oxidase subunit NDUFA4 (gene ND-MLRQ). The record is from RefSeq and is a predicted model, not a curated record. NCBI's taxonomy places the organism in Eukaryota, Metazoa, Arthropoda, Insecta, Orthoptera, Acrididae. The transcript is spliced from 3 exons. Bases 116 to 367 code for a protein of 83 amino acids.
UGCUAAACUAUACACUUGACGAACGUAUUACGUCCUAUUCUAGUAUUAAUCCCAGUCUUCUGGAAGAGUAGAGAAGGGUUGCUGUAAUCGCGGAUUUGUAUUUAUCUUGUGCAAAAUGCAGGGACUGUCAUUUUCAAGCCUGAAGAAAAAUCCAUCAUUAAUUCCCUUGUACAUAUGCUUGGGAGCAGGGGUAGCGGGAGCGAUCUUUUACACGCUUCGACUCGCUACCAGAAACCCUGAAGUUACGUGGAAUAAGAGAUCCAAUCCCGAACCUUGGAAUGAUUACUCCAACAAGCAGUACAAGUUUUACUCGCCAGUAAGGGAUUACUCGAAGAUUGAAAGCCCUGCACCGAAGUACCAGGAAUAAUAAUCUCUUGUAAAAGUCCUAGUUAAGUGAUACUGUGUAUCUUGAAUGCAGUGUGUAGAAAAUGAUCUGAUACAGUGAAUCUCACACGUAGAGGUUCCAGUAGGUCUGAAAUCUUUAUUAAGCAUGUAAAAAUAUUUAUAAUUUUUCUCAGUGAUGAGUUUUGAAUAUUAUGACGACAAAUAAAUGUGUGUUACUGAGCUGACCAUUCCAAUAAGUA